AUGACCUCUUCCCCUCCCUUUCUCCUUAAAAUUUCAGCCCCUGCAACUUCACCUCAAGCAGACUGUCCUAACAACUACUCCUUCCCUCCUGAGUCUCCAUCGUCCUGCAGGAAAGGAUUCACCCCUGUUCUUACUGUCGAGGUGCCUGUGGCGUCCGGGAAAGAGUUCAACGACCACCUUUCCUGUACUGCUGGCCUUUCUCCAAAUGCAGGCAACAGAUUCACCAACCCCCCUUACUCUAGAGAACCUUUCUCUUGCCUCACCAUUUCUUCUCCUUGCUUACCUCGACGGAUCCCCACCCCACCCCCUCCGCCCCCAGUACUCUCCUCCCCACCCCCACCGGAGAGGUCUUCUUUUGAACCCUUUUCUCCACUCAUAGGAAGGCUGUACAGCCAAGAGCCAGGUGGUUCAUCCCCUCCGAGUCCUUGUUUUGACCGACUCAGCCUUCAGGGGUCACCCGCUGCUCAUCAGCGGAACCCUUAUUGCAACUUUAUUGGUUCCCCAGAAUCUCAGCGUUCAUGUCCUCCAAGUCCCCGUCUUUGUUACGUGUCUUCCCCACCUCUCAUUCAUCAGCCCCCUAGAGCCAGCCCAGUAACUUCCCCUCAACUUACUCAUAUAACCUUGGAGACAGGCCCUGUGAUUUCGACUCCCCUUAUGCCAGGGUCCCAGAGAAAUUGCCCCAUAAUUUCACCUCUUCUUACUCAUCGGCCCCUGAGAACUGGCGUUACAAUUUCACCUCCUCUUCCUCCCCGAUCUGUGGAAACUAGACCUCCAACCUCUCCAUCCAUUUCUCACCGAGUUUUGGAAACUGGGUCCGUGAUGUCUCCCUGGUCCUCUGGAAGAAGUUACAACGAUCCUCCCCUUUCCUCAGCAUCUUCUCCAUCCUCUGGCAACCCUUACAAUGACCACCCUACCCGUCCAGACUCUUGUGAACUUAAACCACAGCUUGAUGUAUCUCUUGGGAAAAAUGGCUGUGGUCCUCCACUUUCUUCUCAGGCAGGCGUGUCAGGCUCUCCCAUCUCACCCCAAGAGGGUUGUAUUCAUUAUUCCCAUUUAUGCCCAGAUUCCCAGAUAUCUGCCCCUAAGAGUCCUUACUGUGUUAUCAACCUACCACCUGCGGGUGCUGGUUCUCCUAGCUCAUCCUUGCCUCAGGCUCUCCAGAAGCCCUGCAUAGGGUCCUUUCUGUGGGAGCCUGGGGGGAACUCUUACCUCUUACUAACUCCAGGUGCUGUAAUUUCUGGCCCCACAGAACCUCUUCCUCAGUGUCCUUCCCUGUAUUUCCCAUCUCCCCUGGACAACCAGUGUUUAGCUCCACCUCGGUCACCUAGAGGUUAUAAAGAACCCUGUCUCCCUACCCCAGCUCCCUCUAAAAUGAAGUCCCCCAAAUCCUCGGAAUCACGACGCACUCCCUACAAGUGUCGCUCCCUAGUCAACACACCCCACCAUACUCCUAAUCAUCCGAAGUCUCAUAAGACCAACACCUGUCCUCAGCCUCCUCCCCAGCCCGUUGGCCUCUCUAGUCCACUGAUGGAGCCCUCCAUCACAACUACUUCAAAUUCCGGCCCAAAAGAACUUCCCCCAGAGACUCCUGUCCUCAAAACUGUUGCUCCUACUUCCUGUCCCCAUACCUUGCCUUGUAAUCCUGCCUUGCCCAGUAGAUAUCCUAAGAGCAGUCCCCACGGACCACCUCCAGUUUCCCCCUGUAAUACUCAUAUGUAUUCUGUGGUUCCCCCCACCUCCCAUUUAUCCCCACUCUCUAGUCCCCUAAAUCAGUCUGUACAUCUCCCUUAUAACCAGCCUGUGGUUCUUCCCUGUGGCACUUACUCUGCUCCCAGGGGUCCACCACUACCCCAUGGCAAGCCUGUGGUGCCUCCUUGUUCCACCCAUAUCUAUUCUUUUAUCCCUCUGAGAACACCCUUUGACCCCCGAUGUUUACCUGUUGUCCCUCGAGCUCGGUUUUGCCCCACUACUAUUCCCUGUGGCGUUCAUACCUACGCUGUGACCAAUUCAGGCCCACUGAACAAUCCCUCCCAGAUUCCCUACAGCUGUUCUUUGCCUCCAUCUCAGACACCCUCCACCUGUAGCACUUCUGCCAGUUCAACUAUUGUUUGUAGUGACUAUCAAAGUAGUGACGGCCAGAGUAACCACCAAAACAGAAGUCAGAGCCAGAACAAGAGCAGCUCCGUUGGUAAUCAAAACAAGAAUCCCCUAAGAAGGGGUACCUUUCAGAGCAGAAGUCGGAGCCAGAGCAGUAGUCCUCCCCGAAGCAGUACUCAGGACCAGAGUGAGAGUACCCACAUGAGUGCCAGUCACCAUAAGAGAAGUCGGAAUCAAAGCAAGAGUCCUCCAGAUGGUAUAAUUGAGAGCCAGAGUAAGAGUCCCCAGCAUAGGAAAAGUUUGGGACAAAUUAAGAGUUCCCACAGUAAGAAGAAAUAA
This is a messenger RNA of Arvicanthis niloticus (Nile rat), 2436 nucleotides long. Lineage: Eukaryota; Metazoa; Chordata; Mammalia; Rodentia; Muridae. The record is from RefSeq and is a predicted model, not a curated record.